AUGGAAUACUCAAAGGAGCAACUAAACUACUUCCGACUCUGCUACAUAGCAUUCGAUUUGGUUCCAGUGGGACUGCGGCAGAUUUUCAAAAAAGAGUGGGAUUUCCUAUAUAAAGCAACGUUACUUGGAGAAUGGAAAGACACGGCACAAAAUGGUCAUGAUUUCUACAAAAAGGAAUCUAAAGCAAGUCGCAGGAAAAACUCUCGGUGUCUAGCAACAAUACGGAAUGGUAACACGGCAGAGUGGGACUGCACCUGUUUGUUUUUUGCCACCCUGUACUCAGACAGCAUUGGUACCACAUUAAGUCCAGCUGUCCAUAAAGAGGUCGAUGAUAUUCGUCAGAUGCGAAACGAGAUCGCUCAUAUCACCGAGGCAAAGUUGACAGAUGCCGACUUUCAAACUUUUGUAGACAGAGUGUUGAACGCUUUUACAUCCCUUGGUCUUGCUAUAACUGAGAUUCAAGAAAUAAAGAACCAGACGACCUUUCCAACGACGGAAGUGGAAAAAAUUAAGAAGCAAGCUCGUGAUCUUCAAGCCGAGUUAGAUAAGGCAAAAAGCAAUCUUCAAAGUACAGAAGCUGCCCUAGUUUCAACAAAAGAAGAAAACAAAUCUCUUACACAGGAAAUAAGUGCCAACCUUCAGUCAUUUUGCAUUCUCGCAUCGCGUCCACCACAUGUUAUCAUUAGGCGCUCGCAUGACAUUGAAAGAAUCACCAAGAAAAUGGAGGAACUUUACAGUGGUUCCAGUGGAACAGUCAGUACAGUGUAUUUGUCAGGAAAUCCAGGAUGUGGCAAGAGCCAACUUGCACGGGAAAUUGGACAACAGUUCUUUUCUGAACAAAACGAUGAACUUAUCUUUGCUGCGACACUGAACACAGAAAGCAUUGAGACACUUGCCGACUCUUACCUCACCCUUGGGAGACACCUAGGGAUAACAGAGUACGCGUUGACAAGCUUAGAAUCUUCAAAAGAAGAGAAACCUAUUGAAGCAAUUAAACAGCUUCAUCGCUUGAUUUUGCCGAAGACCAGCAAGUUUACCAAAUGGUUGAUAAUUGCAGACAAUGUGAUUGACUUACAGGUAGUCCGCAGCUUGCUUCCUCCAACUGGCAGUAAAGAAUGGGGCCAUGGACAAGUGCUGAUAACCACUCAAGAUGGUGAUACAGUUCCUCAAAACGCCCCUCACACAUAUCAUGAAUCGUUAAGCAAAGGAAUGAGGCAGGAAGAAGCAGUGGAAUUACUGGAAACAGUAUCGCAGAUUUCAGAGCGAGAACAAGCAGAAGAUGUCGCUGAACUUCUCGAUUUUCAGCCACUGGCCUUAGCUGCUGCUGCUUAUUACGUGCAAACUGUCGUGUCCAUUGGGUCAUCAAAUUAUAAUUGGAAAGGAUUCCUUCGAGACAUAUCAUCAUACAACCAGCGAAAAAAGACCGAAACUGUCCUUGCUAAUGAGAGUUCAGCCUACAAUAAAACAACAAUGGCCGCAGUAGAAAUGGCUAUCCAAAGAGCUGUUGACACAGACGAGGUUCUUCGUCAUACAUUCUCUUUUCUUUCGCUCUGCGCUAACAACGACCUACCACUCGAAACUGUUUUGAAGUUCGUCAAAGCCCAAGUUAAAGACCAGCCUGAGGUUUUAAUGAAGGCAAAGAUUGUAAGGUCCUCUUUAAGUCUUGUUUAUUCCGAAGAAGGGGGUGAACGAACUUCUUUCCGUUUACAUAAAGUUGUGCAUGAAACUUUAAAACGAGGCGAGAUAGCUAACCUGAAAUCAUGUGAGAGAGACCACACCAUGGCAGAAGCGGUAAAGAAUUUCAAGUCCCAACUCCAAGAAAAUUACAAGAAUUAUGUGUUUUGCAGAAAACUAAUACCCCACUGUGAAUCUUUACUUAAGCAUAUGACGUCAGAGUUUAGUUCGGAUCAAAACACCCUUUUAAAAAGGUUUGCGCCCUUCGUAGAUUUGGAUACAGUUAUUGAUUGGCUACAUACUCUCGCCGGGGUCUGUCAGCAAAGCUCCUAUUUCUCCUUUGCGAAACUUGUAGUCAACUUAGCUUACGAUCUACUGGGGAACUUAGACGACUUUUCAACACUUGCAAUAACUUCUAAAGGGAAGGUUUUAAAUAUGAGUGGCCAAUUGUACAACCGCUUGGGAGAAUACAAUCAAGCCAAAGAACUUCACGAGCAAGCACUGACGAUUUUCAAAAAGAAUUUUGGUGAAGAUCAUGCCGAUGUAGCAGCAAGUUAUAGCAACUUGGCAUCAGUGUACGACCGCCUGGGAGAAUACAAUCAAGCCAAAGAACUUCACGAAAAAGCACUGACGAUUUACAAAGGGAUUUUUGGUGAACAUCAUGCCGAUGUAGCAACAACUUAUAGCAACUUGGCAUCAGUGUACAACCGACUAGGAGAAUACAAUCAAGCCAAAGAACUUCAUGAAAAAGCACUGACUAUUCGCAAAGAGAUUUUUGGUGAAGAUCAUGCCGAUGUAGCAACAAGUUAUAGCAACUUGGCAUUAGUGUACGAUCGCCUAGGAGACUAUAAUCAAGCCAAAGAACUUCACGAAAAAGCAUUAACGAUUUUCAAAAAGAUUUUUGGUGAAGAUCAUGCCGAUGUAGCAACAAGUUAUGACAACUUGGCAUUAGUGUACAACCACCUGGGAGAAUACAAUCAAGCCAAAGAACUUCACGAAAAAGCACUGACUAUUCGCAAAGAGAUUUUUGGUGAAGAUCAUGCCGAUGUAGCAACAAGUUAUAACAACUUGGCAUCAGUGUACAACUGCCUGGGAGAAUCAUACAAUCAAGCCAAAGAACUUAACGAAAAAGCACUGACGAUUUACAAAAGGACUUUUGGUGAAGAUCAUGCCAAUGUAGCAACAACUUAUACCAACUUGGCGUCAGUGUACAACCGCCUGGGAGAAUACAAUAAAGCCAAAGAACUUCACGAAAAAGCACUGACCAUUCGCAAAAAGAUUUUUGGUGAAGAUCAUGCCGAUGUAGCAACAAGUUAUGACAACUUGGCGUUAGUGAAACACAUCCUGGGAGAAAACAGUCAAGCCAAAGAACUUCACGAAAAAGCACUGACUAUUCGCAAAGAGAUUUUUGGUGAACAUCAUGCCGAUGUAGCAACAACUUAUAACAACUUGGCAUUAGUGUACGAUCGCCUAGGAGACUAUAAUCAAGCCAAAGAACUUCACGAAAAAGCAUUAACGAUUUUCAAAAAGAUUUUUGGUGAAGAUCAUGCCGAUGUAGCAGCAAGUUAUAACAACUUGGCAUUAGUGUACAACCGAAAGGGAGAAUCAUAUAAUCAAGCCAAAGAACUUAACGAAAAAGCACUGACGAUUUACAAACGGAUUUUUGGUGAAGAUCAUGCCGAUGUAGCAACAACUUAUAGCAACUUGGCAUCAGUGUACAACCGCCUGGGAGAAUACAGUCAAGCCAAAGAACUUCACGAAAAAGCACUGACCAUUCGCAAAAAGAUUUUUGGUGAAGAUCAUGCCGAUGUAGCAACAAGUUAUGACAACUUGGCCUUAGUGAACCACAUCCUGGGAGAAAACAGUCAAGCCAAAGAACUUCACGAAAAAGCACUGACCAUUCGCAAAGAGAUUUUUGGUGAACAUCAUGCCGAUGUGGCAACAAGUUAUAGUAACUUGGCAUCAGUUUACGAUCGCCUAGGAGAAUAUAAUCAAGCCAAAGAACUUUACGAAAAAGCACUACCGAUUUUCAAAAAGAUUUUUGGUGAAGAUCAUGCCGAUGUAGCAACAAGUUAUGACAACUUGGCAUCGGUGUACAACCGCCUGGGAGAAUACAAUCAAGCCAAAGAACUUCACGAAAAAGCACUGACCAUUCGCAAAGAGAUUUUUGGUGAAGAUCAUGCCUAUGUAGCAACAAGUUAUAACAACUUGGCAUUAGUGUACAACCGCCUGGGAGAAUCAUACAAUCAAGCCAGAGAACUUAACGAAAAAGCACUGACCAUUUACAAAAGGAUUUUUGGUGAAGAUCAUGCCGAUGUAGCAACAACUUAUAACAACUUGGCGUCAGUGUACAAUCGCCUAGGAGAAUACAAUCAAGCCAAAGAACUUCACGAAAAAGCACUGACCAUUCGCAAAAAGAAUUUUGGUGAAGAUCAUGCCGAUGUAGCAACAACUUAUAGCAACUUGGCAGCAGUGUACAAUCGCCUAGGAGAAUACAAUCAAGCCAAAGAACUUUACGAAAAAGCGCUGACCAUUCGCAAAAAGAAUUUUGGUGAAGAUCAUGCCGUUGUAGCAACAACUUAUAGCAACUUGGUAUUAGUGUAUUACUGCCUGGGAGAAUACAAUCAAGCCAAAGAACUUAGCGAAAAAGCACUGACCAUUCGCAAAGAGAUUUUUUGUGAAUAUCAUGCCGAUAUAGCAACAAGUUAUGACAUCUUGGCAUUAGUGUACAACUGCCUCGGAGAAUCGUACAAUCAAGCCAAAGAACUACACGAAAAAGCACUGACCAUUCGCAAAAAGAUUUUUGGUGAAGAUCAUGCCGAUGUGGCAACAAGUUAUAACCACCUGGCAUUACUGUACAACCGCCUGGGAGAAUACAAUCAAGCCAAAGAACUUCACAAAAAAGCACUAACGAUUUUCAAAAAGAUUUUUGGUGAAGAUCAUGUCGAUGUUGCAACAAGUUAUAGCAAUUUGGCAUCAGUGUACGACCGCCUAGGAGAAUAUAAUCAAGCCAAAGAACUUCACGAAAAAGCACUGACGAUUUUUAAAAAGAAUUUUGGUAAAGAUCAUGCCGAUGUAGCAACAAGUUAUAGCAACUUGGCAUCAGUGUACGACCGCCUGGGAGAAUACAAUCAAGCCAAAGAACUUCACGAAAAAGCACUGACCAUUCGCAAAGAGAUUUUUGGCGAAGAUCAUGCCGAUGUAGCAAGAAGUUAUGACAACUUGGCAUUAGUGUACAACCGCCUGGGAGAAUCAUACAAUCAAGCCAAACAACUUCACGAAAAAGCACUGACGAUUUUUCAAAAGAAUUUUGGUAAAGAUCAUGCCGAUGUAGCAACAAGUUAUAGCAACUUGGCAUCAGUGUACGACCGCCUGGGAGAAUAUAAUCAAGCCAAAGAACUUCACGAAAAAGCAAUAACGAUUUUCAAAAGGAUUUUUGGUGAAGAUCAUGCCGAUGUAGCAACAACUUAUAGCAACUUGGCAUCAGUGUACAACCACCUGGGAGAAUACAAUCAAGCCAAAGAACUUCACGAAAAAGCACUGACCAUUCGCAAAGAGAUUUUUGGUGAAGAUCAUGCCGAUGUAGCAACAAGUUAUAGCAACUUGGCAUCAGUGUACAACCGCCUG
This is a messenger RNA of Porites lobata, 5301 nucleotides long. Lineage: Eukaryota; Metazoa; Cnidaria; Anthozoa; Scleractinia; Poritidae. The record is from the annotation of a GenBank genome assembly.